AGCAAUAUCGCCCGCAAUGCCGUCCCUCGAGUCCCCGCACAAAGAAGACCCGAGAUUGCUUCUGGUUUCCAACCGGCUUCCAAUCACCAUUAAGCGUUCAGACGAUGGCAAGUACGAUUCCUCGAUGUCGUCAGGCGGUCUCGUAAGCGGGCUAAGUGGUCUCUCAAAGACGACGAGAUUUCAAUGGUACGGUUGGCCUGGUCUAGAGGUACCGGAGGAUGAAAUUGAAAUAGUCACCAAGAGAUUGAAGGAUGAAUAUAAUGCGGUGCCUGUGUUCAUCGACGAUGAACUUGCUGAUAGGCAUUAUAAUGGAUUUUCAAACUCAAUCCUCUGGCCCCUCUUCCAUUAUCAUCCGGGAGAGAUAACCUUCGAUGAAUCUGCGUGGAAUGCUUACCGGGAUGCCAACCGCCUUUUCGCAAAAGCCAUUGCAAAAGACGUGAGGGAUGGUGAUUUAGUUUGGGUUCACGAUUACCAUUUAAUGCUCUUACCGUCAAUGUUGCGCGAAGAGAUCGGAGAGACCAAGUCCAACGUCAAGAUAGGCUUCUUUCUUCACACUCCAUUUCCCAGCAGCGAGAUAUAUCGUAUCUUACCGGUUCGAAAUGAGCUCCUUCUCGGUGUUCUCCAUUGUGAUCUGAUUGGAUUCCACACAUAUGACUACGCGCGACAUUUUCUGAGCAGUUGCUCUCGGAUAUUGGGUUUAUCUACUACGCCUAACGGUGUGGAGUUUCAGGGCAAGAUGGUUUCUGUUGGUGCAUUUCCGAUCGGCAUUGACCCUGAUAAGUUCUCCGAAGGGCUAAAGAAGGAAAAAGUGCAAAAACGAAUCGCUCAGUUGGAGCAGAAGUUCCAAGGUGUAAAGUUGAUGGUCGGAGUCGAUAGACUUGACUACAUCAAAGGAGUACCUCAAAAAUUACAUGCCCUGGAAGUAUUUUUGACGGACCAUCCCGAAUGGAUUGGCAAAGUCGUUCUUGUCCAAGUUGCGGUUCCGAGCAGACAAGACGUUGAAGAAUAUCAGAAUUUGAGAGCAGUGGUCAAUGAGCUUGUUGGGAGGAUUAACGGGAAGUUUGGCACAGUGGAGUUUAUGCCGAUUCAUUUCAUGCAUAAAUCUGUUAAUUUCGACGAGCUCAUUGCACUAUACGCGGUGUCAGAUGCUUGCAUCGUGUCGUCAACAAGAGAUGGUAUGAAUCUUGUGUCAUACGAAUAUAUCGCAACGCAGCACAAGCGUCAUGGUGUCCUUGUUCUUUCUGAAUUUGCAGGCGCCGCGCAAAGCCUCAACGGCAGCAUCAUUGUGAACCCCUGGAAUACUGAAGAGCUGGCAGCUGCUUACCAGGAAGCUGUCACCAUGAGCGAUGAGCAGAGGGCCCUUAACUACUCAAAGCUGGAGAAAUAUGUACACAAGUUUACUAGCGCAUUUUGGGGCCAGUCGUUUGUUUCCGAGUUGACUAGGAUAUCCGCCCAUGGAGAAAAGAAACUGCUCCUGAGACGUUCAUCAGUAGCACCCAAUGCUGCCGCCGAUGUCAUAAACAAUGAUAUCGACGGCCACUGACACUAUAUUUUCCAAAAGCCAUUAAGUCAAGGGGGCGCUUUUGAUAAAUUAAAACGAGGAUAUGGGGUUAAUACGGCGUUAUCUUCCUAUACUGGGGAUUUCCUUGCCCAUUCCUUCCCUUGGGCGAACUUAUGAGAAGCGAUUAGCAUGUAUGGAUGGCCGAGGAAGGGAAGCGGAUUAGUUUUAUGUCACAAUACAACCACACCAUGCGGUACAUCAUUGGAGUCUUUGGAGCUUUAGGGUUAGGCAUCUUUGUCCGAUUUUGUUUUGCUCAAUCCCUUCUCU
Coccidioides immitis RS is the source of this 1828-nucleotide messenger RNA. RefSeq names its product alpha,alpha-trehalose-phosphate synthase [UDP-forming] 1. NCBI's taxonomy places the organism in Eukaryota, Fungi, Ascomycota, Eurotiomycetes, Onygenales, Onygenaceae. Gene Ontology annotation, molecular function: alpha,alpha-trehalose-phosphate synthase (UDP-forming) activity. Gene Ontology annotation, cellular component: cytosol; alpha,alpha-trehalose-phosphate synthase complex (UDP-forming). The coding region runs from base 17 to 1543 and encodes 508 amino acids. The transcript has 5 exons. The record is from RefSeq and is a predicted model, not a curated record. Gene Ontology annotation, biological process: trehalose biosynthetic process; cellular response to heat.